AUGGGCGGAACGGUGGUGGACAAGGCCCAGGACGAGGACGACAAGAAGGCGCAGCGAAAGGCAUCCAGGGAUGGCUUCUGGACCCGCGUGGGCUGGAGCCUGCUGGGCCUGUCCAUGGGGUCCUUCAUCUUCGCCACUGGCUUCCAGGUCGCGGAGGGCUUCGACGACCAGCACACGCAGCACCUCGUGAGGACGGGCGCCGUUUUCCUGAGCUGCCUAUUGUUUGGGAUCAUCUGGAGCUUCGUGUGGAAUCCGCCGGGAGAGGACGCGAAGGACAAGGGGGAAGACGACGCGAAGCGAGAAGUGCAGGAAACCAAGGGGAGGGGCAAAGCUCGCCAACGCCGCAAGACAUGA
Ostreobium quekettii is the source of this 354-nucleotide messenger RNA. The record is from the annotation of a GenBank genome assembly. Lineage: Eukaryota; Viridiplantae; Chlorophyta; Ulvophyceae; Bryopsidales; Ostreobiaceae.